Messenger RNA from Micropterus salmoides (largemouth bass), 3221 nucleotides. RefSeq names its product sorting nexin-14-like. Bases 212 to 3001 code for a protein of 929 amino acids. The record is from RefSeq and is a predicted model, not a curated record. Gene Ontology annotation, molecular function: phosphatidylinositol-3,5-bisphosphate binding. The transcript has 30 exons. Gene Ontology annotation, biological process: autophagosome maturation. Gene Ontology annotation, cellular component: late endosome. NCBI's taxonomy places the organism in Eukaryota, Metazoa, Chordata, Actinopteri, Centrarchiformes, Centrarchidae.
GCAACCCCCCGGUCGGAUUAGACAACACUCAGUCUGUCAGGGAAGUCGGUCGGGACUUUAAAACAUUGGAAAACAUGAAGUAAAAACUUUCUGAAGCUGAAGAAAGUAACAUGAUUUCUUGGGAGGACUAGUCCGGCUAACAGCCGAAGACUCCUGCAGCCUGUGGAUAAAAUGCGUUUCAUUAUAUGACCGUUUUGUUGCCGCUGUCAGCAUGGCAGGUAUUUUAACGUGUUUGAAGCGGGGACUGAAGGUUGACGUGCUGAGGGAAGCUGGCCGUCAGUAUCCAGUCUUCUGCUUCCUGCUGCUGUCUAUGCUCUCUCUCACCGUGCUGCUCAACAGGUAUAUCCACAUCCUGAUGGUCUUCUGGUCGUUUGUGGCCGGUGUCGUCACUUUCUACUGCUCCCUCGGACCAGAGUCCCUUCUCCCAAAUAUCCUCUUCAACAUAAAGCCAAGGAACACACAGCGGCAGGAGCAGGAGUUGUUUCCUCUGGGCCACAGCUGUGCCGUGUGUGGAAAGGUCAAGUGCAAACGUCACCGGCCGACCCUGCUGCUUGAAAACUAUCAGCCAUGGUUGGACCUGAAGGUUCAUUCAAAGGUGGACGCUUCAAUAGCAGAGGUGUUCGAGUUAGUUCUGGAGAACUUUGUGUUCCCCUGGUACAGGGACAUCACAGAUGACGAGGCGUGCGUGGACGAACUGAGGAUGACCUUUCGCUUCUUCGCAUCAGUGCUCAUCCGCCGGGUUCAGAAGGUCGAUGUUCCUGCCGUGUUUGCUGACAAAGUGAUGAAAGCUGCGAUGAAGCAUAUUGAAAUUAUUGCAAAAGCUCGAGAUAAAGUGAAGAACGUGGAGGCUUUACAACAGGCAGCUCUGGAUGAAUACGGCACCGACCUCCACGUCGCUCUGCACAGCCGAAAAGACGAACUGCUCUACCUGAGGAAGCUGACCGAGAUGCUGUUUCCCUACGUCAUGCCUCCCAAAGCAACAGACUGCAGGUCUCUGGCUCUGCUGCUGCGGGAGGUGAUGGCUGGAUCGGUCAUAUUACCCACCAUGGAUUUCAUGGCUGACCCUGACACUGUGAACCUCCUGGUGCUGCUCUUUGUUGAUAAUAGUCCACCUGAACCAGCCACAGAGCCUCCGUCUACCCUGGUUCCAUUUUUACAGAGAUAUGCAGACAUCAGCAACAAGAAGUCGUCUGUGCUGAAGUUGGAGCUGAAGGAGAUCAGGGAAGAGCAGGAUCUCCUUUUUCGUUUCAUGAACUUCCUGAAACAGGAAGGAGCCGUGAACGUGCUGCAGUUCUGCCUCACCGUUGAGGAAUUCAACGAUAAGAUCCUGAGUCCGGAGCUGAGCGACUCUGAGCUGCAGCGUCUGCACGGCGAGGUGCUGGACAUGUACGAGACCUACUGCCUGGACGAAAGCAUCGACAAGAUCAGCUUCGACAAGUUCAUCGUGGAGGAGAUAAGGAACAUCGCUAAAGGUCCGUACGCCGACGUGGUGAAGCUGCAGACGAUGCCCUGCAUGUUUGAGGCGUACGAACACGUCCUGUCUCUGCUGGAGAAAGUCUUCACCCCGAUGUUCUGUCACAGCGACGAAUACUUCAGACACCUGCUGAGAGGCGCCGAGUCUCCAACGAGGAACUCAAGAAUUAACAGAAAUAGCUUCAGUUUGGAAGAAAACAGAAACACUUCAAAACGAGGCGAGUCGUUCGGGAUCAGCAGGAUUGGCAGCAAAAUCAAAGGUGUGUUCAAGAGCACGACCAUGGAGGGAGCCAUGCUGCCACCCAGCGCCAUGAACGACUUCGGCGAGGAUUUGGUGGAGGAGGCGACUGUCGUGAUGGAGGACGACUGCCCCGCCGAGCCGGCCAGCACACCGGGCGCCCUGAGGAACCUGUCGGCCUGGAGCAUCACCAUCCCUUACAUCGACAUCUACGACGACGAGGCCAAGAGGGAGAAGAUCCCCGUCUUCUGCAUCGACGUGGAACGCAACGACAGGAAGGAAGCUGGUCAUGAAACUGAAAAGUGGUCGGUCUACAGAAGAUAUCUGGAGUUCUACGUACUAGAAUCCAAACUCACCGAGUUCCACGGCACAUUUGCAGAUGCGCAGCUUCCAUCCAAAAGAAUUAUUGGACCAAAGAAUUACGAGUUCCUCACAUCAAAAAGAGAAGAAUUUGAGGAAUAUUUACAGAGACUCCUGCGGCAUCCAGAGCUCAGUAACAGUCAGCUGCUGGCAGACUUCCUGUCUCCGUACAGCAUGGAGUCUCAGUUCCUGGACAGGAUGCUGCCUGAUGUCAACCUGGGAAAGAUUUUCAAGUCUGUACCAGGGAAGCUGAUGAAAGAGAAAGGACAGAACCUGGAGCCUUUCAUCCAGUCCUUCAUCAACUCCUGCGAGUCGCCAAAACCCAAACCCAGCAGACCCGAGCUGACCAUCCUCAGCCCCUCCACCGAGAACAACAAGCGGCUCUUCAGCGACCUGUUCAAGAACAACGCAAACCUGGCAGAGAGUCUGGAGUGGAGAAGCAACCAAAACUGCUUCAUGGAUAUGGUCCCUGUUGACGGCAUGUAUGACUACAUGAUGUACGUCGGUCGUGUGGCGUUCCACAUACCGGACUGGCUGCACCACAUCCUGGCCGCGGGGAGGAUCCUGUUCAAGAACACCUUCGAAGCCUACAUGGACCAGUACAUGCUGUCUAAACUGGAGCAGAUCCUCCAGGAGCACCACCUGGUCUCCCUCAUCACACAGCUCAGAGACGCCGUCUUCUGUGAGAGCAGCGUACAGCGAACCACAGAGGACAAACAAGUCAGAGCCAAGAAGACCUUUGAGGAGAUGAUGAAAUAUUUACCAGACUUUGUGGGGAAGUGCAUCGGCGAGGAGGCAAAAUACGAAGGCAUUCGGCUCCUCUUUGAAGUAUUCCAGCAGCCGCUCCUCAACAAGCAGAUGACGUACGUCCUGCUGGACAUCGCCGUGCAGGAGCUUUUCCCUGAACUCUGCAAGAUCUGGUCACCUUAAUUCAGGAGGUAAAGACUAACCAUGGCAUCACAGAUGAGGCUUCCCAGGUUGCAUUCCCGAAAUCGACACUCUUGGGAGGUCCCGUUCAGGAAGACCAGAGUCUUUCCCACCUCCUGAGCCGAGUAGUUGGCCAGAUUCUUUUUCCAUUCCUCCACAUCGGCGAGAAUUUCUGGAUCUGGGUGUGACAUUUCAUUUCAUUAAACAUUGAGAUAACAACUCA